GCUGUAAAGAAGUGGGUAUACGUACCUAGGUGGAAAUACACUGUAGGGAAGCUACUCAAAGGUAUCUAGCCACCCAAAUUUGCCCAUAAAGUACAUGUAUCUUAUAUUCGAGUGAAGGCCCAAGGGUGCUUGAGGUACCCGUGCUAAACCCCACCGCCGUCCAGACUUGGGAACAUCCAACUACAUCCCACUUCCACUUACAUAGUACACAUUAUACGUAUACCACAACGCAACGUAUGUCGCUUCGCCUAGACAAUAAUCAACGACCACACAUCACUGCAGCCUUUAGAUUAUUGUUUACGACCUUAUAAUCUAAAGGCUAGCUACCGCAGCUUCCUCUUCGGCCAUGGCGAAUGCCGCUGCUAAGCUCACCUCCCUCUUGCGAGCCUCGACCAUCCAAGACCACGAUGAAGUCUUGGAAGCUGCCAAUGCAUCCAUAAAAGCCUCUAAAAAGGAUAUCGAAGCCCAGCGCACACGUGUCAUUGCCCUUUUAAAGCUAGAUCGCUUCGAAGACGCCCUCCGAGCCAUAGCCGAAGGCGGGGAUGAAUUAGAGAAAGAAUGCGUUUUUGAGAAGUCUUAUGCUCUUUACAAAUCCGGCCAGCUUGAAGACGCUGCAAAAACACUCGAGAAAGCUCCCCCAUCCUCCAAGUCCUCCCGUCCCUUUCGCCAUCUGGCCGCUCAGAUCGCCUACCGCGCCGAGAAAUUUCCGGAUGCAGCAGAUGCCUACCGCCAUCUUCUAGAAGAACAAAGAGGCCUAGCCGGUGAAGAAAACGAUUUGAAUAUUAAUCUUCUCGCUACGAACGCCCAGCUAGAAUGGAAUGGACUAGGUCAUCUACUAAGGGAGCAAGAGAGACAACCCUCGCGUGACCAUCUCGAGGCUUUUGAGACGGCGUACAAUGCUGCAUGUACGUGUAUCGCCAGGGGCGACUUGAACCGCGCAUCUGUCUUCCUCAAGCGAGCGCAGGAUUUAUGCGAAGCUAGCGAGGAUAUAUCUGCGGACGAGAAGAAGACCGAACUGCUACCUAUUAUGGUACAACAAGCCUACGUUCUCACCAGGUUAGGCAAGGAAGCAGAGGCGGCAGCUUUGCAUAAAUCCAUUGUGAUAUCCGAGAUUCCGGAGGCGUCAACAAGAGCAGUCGCACAGAAUAACCAGAUCGCCAUCGGAGCUGCAGGAAGGAAUCCCUUCCUUACACAGCGCAUUUUCCAGUCGGUCACUAAACUCUCUGGAAGUGAUAAGCUCUUCGCUUACCAGACAUCUAUUUUGAAACAAAAUGAAUAUGCUAUAGAUCUGCAGGCGCAAAAGUUUGAUGGUAUUGAGUCUUCUACCUCAAAAAGAGUCCUACAAAGCCCAUCUCCCACAAGCUCCGUGGAAAUUGCAGGCCUCGGAGUCAUUAACGCGGCCGCUCAUACCCGUCUGCAGACCGGCGACGAGUCUCUAAAACAAAUUCUGCAUCUCCUUGAGAAACGCCCGACAGACAUCGGCCUUCUAUUAACCAUCAUUCAAUUAUAUGUACAAUUAAAGAAACCUGGCCCAGCAUUAAGUCUCUUGGAAGCUUUUCUCAAGCGCCUUGAAACAGCAUUAACUCCCGACUUUGAGGAUGUACGCUUCGCACCCGGUCUGGUCGCGGUGACCGUGGCCCUGUAUCGGCUCCAAGGACGCCAGAACUCUAUACGCACAGAAUUAGCAAGAGCAUCCACACACUGGCGCUCAAAAUCAAAAGAUUCUGCUUCUUCUCUUCUCCGCGAAGCCGGUAUUGAGCUCCUCAAGUCUUCUAAUCGUGAGGACAUCGCAUUGGCAGGAGAGUCAUUCGAAACUUUAGUCGUUCAAUCUGAAAAAGACUUGAUCGCAGUCGCUGGCUUCGUAGCCUCCUUCGCAAACGAGGACUACGCCAAAAUUGAGCGGUAUCUGCCGAGCCUAACUCCAGUCGAGCGUCUCACAGCCGGCGCAAACGCCGCCGCUCUAGUCGCUGCGGGCGUAGCUUCGAUUCCCACGCCGACUGCGCCCACGAGCAAGAAGCGCCCCGCGGAGCACGAGCCGGAAAAACCAGCAUCCGCCAAGCGCCGGCGCAAGAAGCGGCUACCCAAAAACUACGAGGAAGGCAAGCUCCCCGAUCCGGAGAGGUGGCUCCCUCUGCGCGACCGCAGCACGUACAGACCCAAGGGCAAGAAAGGCCGCAAGCGGGCCCAGGAGUCCACACAGGGCGGCGUUGUCAAGGAGGAGGAGACGCUUGAGCUGGUCGGCGGCGCGGGGGCCGUGAAGGUGGAAAAGGCGUCCGCGGUGCAAGGGGGAAAGAAGAAGAAAAAGGGCAAGAAAUAGGUUAGGGGUAUUGUAGGAAAAGGGAAGGAAAGUAAAAAUCAGGAUAUUUAGCAUGAUCGAAUACAAUGCCACCACGUGUCUUGGAAUAAGAGACAUGAAAAUGACAAAACGCUUCUUUCCAUAUGAUAUUGGUUGCUGUGAACACUACUUCUUAGUCAGUAAUAGGCACUCCGUACUCGGAUUUGGGGAAUAAUUAUAAAAAUUAUGUAUUCUAUCUCGAGAAGUAGUAUAUUCACAUAGCAGAAAGGCGCAUAAGACGUCAUUAACAAAGGGCGAAAUUUAUAAAGGAGUGCUGCUAGAAGUCCAUGUAUAUACAGUAAUUACCGUAACGCGUAUACUCCGCUCCGUCUCCAUCCAGGACUCUCCAGCGAAGUAACCUGGUGU
Molecule: messenger RNA, 2701 nt
Organism: Daldinia caldariorum
Lineage: Eukaryota; Fungi; Ascomycota; Sordariomycetes; Xylariales; Hypoxylaceae
Exons: 2
Coding region: 347-2317 (656 amino acids)
Biological process (GO): SRP-dependent cotranslational protein targeting to membrane
Cellular component (GO): signal recognition particle, endoplasmic reticulum targeting
Molecular function (GO): ribosome binding; protein binding; 7S RNA binding
Source: RefSeq, a predicted model, not a curated record